AUGCUGCAUGGAGAGAAAAAUUUGAGAUAUUCCUUGAUGCUCUUGAUGAGUAUGCAAGUGGGUAUCUCACAAAAGAGUGGGUUGCUCCGGUCAAGACUGUUGAGGGUGAGCUUGUGUCCCAAGCCUAGGUCAGAAUGGACUGAAGCUGAGGUGUUUGCUGCAUAUUCGAACAAGAAGGCCAGAAAUGCCUUAGUUACAGCUUUGUCUAGCACACAAUUUGCACAUAUACAACACAUCCCUAAUGCUAAACAAGCUUGGGAUAAACUAAGGGUGGUUCAUGAAGGGGAUGACCAAGUUAGAACCCUAAAACUUCAGAUGGUGCUUGCACAAUUUGAAGAACUUAGGAUGUCUGAAUCUGAGUCUAUUUCUGAGUUCUAUGGAAGAGUUGAGAUGAUCACAAAUGAAGCCAUGAGUCUAGGUCAACCCAUUGAAGAGCUUCUUGUUGUUCAGAAAAUUCUUCGUGUUCUACCAUCUAGGUUUAGAGCAAAGAAAACCGCAAUCAUGGAGGUCCAAAAUUUAAAUGAAAUUAAGCUUGGCAAGCUUGUAGGAAAAUUGAAAACCUAUGAGAUGGAAUUGAAUAUGGAAGAAAAUGACUCCAAAAAAUCAAAAAAUGUUGCACUUCAAGGAGUGCAUGUUUCCUCUCUGAAAGGUGGUGAUAAAUCCUCAGGUUUUGAGGAUGAGAUGGCCUUGUUUGUCAAAAAAUUUAGGAGAAUUCUUAAGGAUAAGGGAAAGUUUGCUAGAGAGGGCAGCUCUGGUAGUGAGAAAAAUUUUAGACCAUCAACUGAUCGGUUUAAUGAGAGGAAUAAGGAUGUCAAACCUUUCACGAAAGAUUUUAGAAAAUCUGUCAAGUGCUUCACAUGUGGAGGCAUUGGACACUAUGCUGCUGACUGUGCAAACAAUCAGAAAAAAUACUCCAAAGGAAAGGACAAGGCCAUGAAAGUGAGCUGGAGUGAGAGUGAAAGUGAAGGCUCUCAAGAUGAUUCAUCUUCCUCUGAUGAUGAUGACCAACAUGUUGCCUUUGUUGCCUCUGUACAGCCCAUGUCUGAUGAAUCUGAUUCUGAGUCAGAUGACCUGUCAUACGAGUCAUUAGGAAGAAAAUAUGAUUGUUUGUUUAAAGAGACCUUGUCCUUGAAAGAAGAGAGCCUCAAACUUGAGGCAAAUAAACAAGAUCUUCAACAUGAAAUUCUCAUCUUAAAAGAAACCAAAAAGGAGUUGAGUGACAAAUUUGAGUCUCUAGAAAAAGAAAUUGAUGCUCUUGUGUCAAUUAGGAGUAACCUCGAGAACCAAGUUAAUGUGCUCAAGGAAAGUAACAUUGGUUUCCAGAACUCAAACAAACAGCUCCUAGGUGAAUUGAAUGAAGCAAAUAGGAAGAUUAUAUCUAUGACCAUUGGUGCAUCAAAAAUUGACAAAAUGUUGAAUAUGGGAAAACUUCAUGGGGACAAAGGUGGUCUUGGAUUUAAUCACUUUGGUUCUAGUUUGUCUAGUUCUACCACUAAGUUUGUCAAAUCAGAAAAUCCAGUCACGAUUCCUCUUGAUGUUCAGCAGGUUGUCAAGAAACCUAAGUUUGUUCCAACUUGUCACAGGUGUGGGUUGACUGGUCAUAUUCGACCAGUCUGUCAUAUGUAUAGCAAAGAUAAGACCAGAAAAUUGUCUCCAAAAUCUAAAAGGAAUCCCAGAUCUUUGCAAGAUCAAGUUGAUCAUUUGCUGAAUGAGGUCACUAAGAUAGCCAAACUUGUCUCCCUCAAAAUGAGUUCUCCUAUUGUGCCUAAGUCUACUUGGAUUGCAAGAGGUCAUACCAAAUCUCUUGUUGUGCUAAAUGCUUUUGCUGCUUCAAAUAUCAACUCUUGGUAUUUUGAUAGUGGUUGUUCCAAACAUAUGUCUGGAGAUAAAAAUGUUUUCUCAUCUCUCAGCCCCUUUGAUGGAGGCACUGUGACUUUUGGUGGAGGUCAUAGAUCUCAAGUUGUUGGAAAAGGUACUGUUUGUAUCCCUGGUCUGCCCGAGCUUAAGAAUGUUAGAUUUGUUGAGGGUCUCACAUCCAAUCUCAUUAGUGUGAGUCAGCUGUGUGAUGAUGGAAUAGUAGAAGUCAGAUUCUCCAAGCAUGGCUGCAAAAUCAUUGGAAAAGGUGGAAAUGAGAUUGUGAGCGUGGCAAGGUCUAGGGACAAUUGCUUCUGCAUUGAUGGUGUCAACGAUGCAAAAGAAAUAGUUUGCAACAAGGUUGUAAAUGAAACAAGUAUUUUGUGGCAUCAAAGGCUUGGACAUGUUAAUUUUAGAGACUUGCAUAAAUUGUCCCAAGAGAGAGCUAAACUUGUUCACAUGGACCUUGUUGGUCCUAUUCAAACCGUGUCCCUUGGUGGAAAGAAAUAUAUUCUUGUCAUGGUUGAUGAUUUCUCUAGGUUUACUUGGGUCUCAUUUCUACGUGAGAAAUCUGAAACUUUUCAAAGGUUUAAGUCUGUUUGUCAUCUUUUGCAAAAAGAGAAGAUGACCAGUCAUCUGCCUCUUGUUAGAAUUAGAACAGACCAUGGCUCUGAAUUUGAGAAUUCUCAGUUUCUGAAAUUUUGCGAAGAGAUGGGAAUUAAACAUGAGUUCUCUGCACCUAUUACACCUCAGCAAAAUGGUGUUGUGGAGAGAAAGAAUAGAGUGCUUGUAGAGAUGGCAAGGGUGAUGCUAAAUAGCAAAAAUCUUGCUAAACACUUUUGGGCUGAAGCUGUCAAUACAGCUUGUUACAUCUCAAACAGGGUAUUUGUGAGGUCUGGUACCAAACAAACUCCCUAUGAGAUUUGGAAAGGAAAGAAGCCUAAUGUGUCAUAUUUUAAGGUCUUUGGUAGCACAUGCUAUAUUUUGAGAGAUAGGGAGCAUCUUGCUAAGUUUGAUUCUAAGUGUGAUAAGGGAAUCUUUCUAGGGUAUUCCACUUCUAGCCGAGCCUAUAGAGUGUACAAUUGUAGGUCCAGAACCAUCAUUGAAUCCAUAAAUGUCACUAUUGAUGAUUUUGCUGCCUCUAUAGAGAUGGCAUUAGAUGAGGAUGGUCUUUUUCCUCCUCCUCCACUUGUGCAAGAAUCUCCAGGUCUGGAUCUUGUGGUUGACCUGUCAACUUUUGAAAAUUCUGUCCCGGUUGACCUGUCAACCCCUUCAACUUCUAGUUCCAUCUCCUCUGUCCAGGCUGACAGCUCUCAUACUGAUCAUAGUUCUCUCACUCCAUCUGCGAGUGUCAUUAUUGGCCCUCUUAAUCAAGGAGUGAGAACUAGGAAACAACUUGCUCAAGAAAUUAGCCAUGUGUGUUAUGUUUCCAAGGAAGAGCCUAGAAAUGUGAAAGAAGCCUUGCACCAUGGUGAAUGGUUUCUUGCAAUGCAGGAAGAAUUAAAUCAAUUUGUGAGAAAUGAUGUUUGGUACCUUGUUCCAAGACCAGUCCACACAAAUGUCAUAGGCACUAAGUGGAUUUUCAAGAAUAAAACCGAUGAACAAGGUAAUGUGGUGAGAAAUAAGGCUAGAUUGGUUGCUCAAGGAUACACUCAAAUGGAAGGCAUUGACUUUGAUGAAACUUUUGCCCCUGUUGCACGUUUAGAAUCAGUUAGAUUGCUUCUUGCCAUUGCUUGUCAUUUGAAAUUUAAACUUUAUCAAAUGGAUGUCAAAACUGCCUUCUUGAAUGGUGUCCUAAAUGAAGAGGUCUAUGUUGAGCAGCCAAAGGGUUUUGAAGAUCCACAUCAUCCAAAUGAUGUGUUUCGUUUAAAAAAGGCUCUCUAUGGUUUGAAACAAGCUCCUAGAGCAUGGUAUGAGAGGUUAUCCUCUCAUCUUCUAGGAAAUGGGUAUGUUCGAGGGUCCGUUGAUAAAACAUUGUUUGUGAAAAGGUUUAAAAAGGAUGUCUUGAUUGCUCAAGUGUAUGUUGAUGAUAUUGUGGUUGGUUCUACCUCUGAUUUGCAUGUUCAAGAUUUUAUUCAUGUCAUGACUAGUGAAUUUGAAAUGAGUCUUGUCGGUGAGCUUAAUUAUUUCUUAGGAGCCAAAUCUGCAAGAACUCCAAUGAGCACUAGUGCUAAGAUUCAUAGAGACUUGCAUGGCAAAAGUGUGGAUCAAACUCUCUAUAGAAGCAUGAUAGGAAGUCUUCUCUACUUGACUGCUAGUAGACCUGACAUUUCUUUUAGUGUUGGUGUAUGUGCUCGGUUUCAAAGUGACCCAAAAGAGUCUCACUUGUUUGCUGUUAAGAGAAUUAUAAAAUAUGUGAGUGGGACUAGUGAGUUUGGGUUGUGGUAUACCUAUGACACUUGUGUCAAUCUUGUUGGGUAUAGUGAUGCCGAUUGGGCAGGUUGUAGUGAUGAUAGGAAAAGCACUUCCGGGGGGGUUUUCUAUGUAGGCAACAAUCUUGUUGCUUGGCAUAGCAAAAAACAGAAUUCUGUCUCCUUAUCCACUGCUGAAGCAGAGUAUGUUGCCGCUGGGAGUUGUUGUACUCAACUCCUUUGGAUGCGACAAAUGUUGGAAGACUAUGGUCUUGCUCAAUCAUGUUUUCUAAUCUAUUGUGACAACAUGAGUGCCAUAGAUAUUUCAAAAAAUCCUGUUCAACACUCUAGGACUAAGCAUAUCGACAUUCGGCCCCAUUUUAUUAGAGAUCUUGUGGAAGACAAAAUUUUAUCUUUGGAAUUUGUUCCCUCUGAAAAACAGCUAGCAGAUAUACUCACCAAGGCCUUGGACUUUCAGAAACAUGGUACACUGAGGCAAUCCAUUGGCCUUUGUUCCAUUGAUUGA
This is a messenger RNA of Prunus armeniaca (apricot), 4731 nucleotides long. The record is from the annotation of a GenBank genome assembly. NCBI's taxonomy places the organism in Eukaryota, Viridiplantae, Streptophyta, Magnoliopsida, Rosales, Rosaceae.